AUGGCUGUUGCAAAGAACGAAAAGUCUGAGGCAAAAAAGAAAAGCCCUGGAAAGGGAAAACAGGAGAAAGCCAAAGUUGUUCCUGUCACACCGCCUCAAAAUGUAAAACAACGAACUGUGGUCACUCCUUGGCGAGACACGCUGGAAUUUAAUACAACGUACAAAUGGUUGUUUGGCAAGUCCAACACACCAGCCACAUGGCGUCAAGCACUCAGUAAAAUCCGCAUUUGGUGUCUGCGUAGAGGAAAUCUCUGCCCGGCAGCGGUUUUGGCCACAUCGGUGCUCGUUCAGGCACAAUUGGAGGACAAGGAGGGCAGCGCCAAGAUACAGGACACCUAUGCCAGUGCCUUUACACGAUUCUACAACUUUAUGUCCUCCAUUAUCCAGGGACACAACAUGACCAGCAUGUACGAAACGGCCAAGGAACUGGGCCUCCAGUCGUUCAUCGUUGAUCUGCGUCACUUGUGCGCCCAUGGACAGGAGCUGCCGCCUGUGGAGGUGCUGAGAAACACCUCGGUUCAUUGUCUGGAGUGGCUGCGCACCUACUACUGGUUGCCACACAUGGAAACCAUGUCCAAUUUGGAUGCUGGCAAACUGCACCGCAAGGACAAGCUUAAGUUUGAAAAGGCUGUGACAGAUCUACUGGAGAUCUACGAUCUGACCCUGGAGUGCCAUAUCAAGGGAGCUGAGAAACUAAAGGCCAUCAGCAAGCUAAAAUCCAGUGGUGAAUUCAAUAAGAUUCGAGUCUACUCCUCCAGCAAGAAGGCGAAGACAUCGAAAGAAAUUCUGAGUGCUGUGUUAGGUGAUCUAAGUGCGCUGGUCAAAAAGGAAUCCUCGUCGAUGAAGGAUCUGCUGGACAUAUAUACGAAAUGCCUGCUUAAAAUGGAAUACUUCCUUGGCGUUGGCCUGCAAAUCGACGACGACGAGGAUGCCAUCAUUGCAGCCACACAGGGACUCUUCCGUCUAUUGGCCGUGCAGGGAUAUACCGAAAAGGUUUUUUUGGCCCUAGUUCAACUGGCUGAAAACCAAAACGAGUCGGACCAAAGGCGAUUGGGAGCCAGCUACUGGGCAAAGAAAAUGUUGGAAACUUUUGGGAUGCUGUUCCGUAUGAAGCGCAUGUACAAAGCCGAACUAGAUUUGAACGAUAAGCUGAAACCAGCGGUCUUUGCCACCCUAAACACGGAUCAAAUUUCAAAGACAAUGCGCAGUCUGUUAGUACACUCAAAUGUGGAUCUCUCGGUUACCCUUGUUUUUGGCGAUAAUCCCAAAAAGUCCAGGUCUUUGGUUUUUGAUCGCGAUUUUAUUAAGCAGCGUGUCAAUGCAUUUAGCAAUUUCUCAGCGCCCAUUCUAAAAGGAUUAAUACCGCUCGUUGAUCCUCCAUACACCAAGACGCAAGCUGAGGAUUUAACCAAACUCUGCGAUGCACCGCUGGAAGAAUUUUAUGGGGAGGAAGCCAUAGAAGAAGAUAGUUUAUCAGAGGAGAGCAACAAUCAAGACUAUUUGGAACAAUUUUUGGGACAAGCAGCUCAAGGCAGAGAGCAUAAAUCAGAAUGGGGAGUUUGGAAAUUAGACAAGCAUACCGAUUGGCCCAAGUGUGCAUUGGGUGUGCUGCCUUGGGCUCAAUAAAUACGCAGAUUAAUAUUAAAUAAAGUAAAUAAUAAAAUCAUUACUAGAUCCAGA
Molecule: messenger RNA, 1680 nt
Organism: Drosophila mauritiana
Lineage: Eukaryota; Metazoa; Arthropoda; Insecta; Diptera; Drosophilidae
Exons: 5
Coding region: 1-1626 (541 amino acids)
Biological process (GO): maturation of 5.8S rRNA; maturation of LSU-rRNA
Cellular component (GO): Las1 complex; preribosome, large subunit precursor
Molecular function (GO): endonuclease activity
Source: RefSeq, a predicted model, not a curated record